This is a messenger RNA of Penicillium macrosclerotiorum, 1794 nucleotides long. RefSeq names its product GPI-anchored transamidase subunit GPI16 (gene gpi16). The coding region runs from base 1 to 1794 and encodes 597 amino acids. The transcript is spliced from 3 exons. NCBI's taxonomy places the organism in Eukaryota, Fungi, Ascomycota, Eurotiomycetes, Eurotiales, Aspergillaceae. The record is from RefSeq and is a predicted model, not a curated record. Gene Ontology annotation, cellular component: GPI-anchor transamidase complex. Gene Ontology annotation, biological process: attachment of GPI anchor to protein.
AUGACGGUCCCCUCACUCCUUUCUCUACUGCUGGCGCUUGCUGUCACGCUAUGUAGCGCAUCUGCCAUAGCAUCUUCGGACUAUCAUGAAAAGCUCCUCCUUCAGCCGCUUCCCCAAUCUUCUCUUCUCGCCUCGUUCAAUUUCCGGGGUAAUACAUCUCAACAACUCUUCGAUAGCCAGCACUUCCGAUACUUUCCACGAGCACUGGGUCAGAUUCUCCAACAUGCCUACACCAAAGAGCUUCACCUUCGAUUUACUACCGGACGAUGGGAUGCUGAAAGUUGGGGCCCACGGCCAUGGAAUGGGAGCAAGGAAGGAGGGACUGGAGUUGAACUCUGGGCCUGGAUUGACGCGACAGAUGACGAGGAAGCGUUUGCAAAAUGGAUUACUUUGACACAAUCACUCUCCGGUCUGUUCUGCGCUUCCCUGAACUUCGUGGACUCGACCCGAACCACUCGCCCAGUUGUUUCAUUCAAGCCUACUGGUGAUCAUAAAGAUGUCAAUGGGCUGCAUCUUCUUCAUGGAACUCUCCCUGGCGAGGUGGUUUGCACGGAGAAUUUAACCCCCUUCCUGAAGCUGCUUCCGUGCAAGGGUAAAGCAGGAAUUUCAAGUCUUUUUGAUGGCCACAAGCUUUUUGACGCCGCAUGGCAAAGCAUGUCCGUGGAUAUGCGGCCUAUAUGUCCUGUGGAAGACGAAUGUGUCGUUCAAAUCGAGCAGACUGUGGAUAUGGUUUUGGAUAUUGAGCGAUCUAAGAGACCCCGUGCGAACCCAAUUCCAAGACCGGUUUCCAACGAAGAUUUGCUCUGUGAUACAUCCAAACCCUAUAACUCCGAAGAUACCUGUUUUCCCCUGGAAAGGGCAAAUGGAGAGGCCUGGAGCUUAAAGGAGGUGUUCGGACGAUCGCUGAAUGGGGCAUGCCCUCUUACAGAGUCUAAUGGGUCAAGUGAGCAACCUAUUUGUCUAAGAGUUCCUCAUGAACGCGGAGUCUUUAUCUCCGAGGGUGCUGUGGAGGAUAAGAAGAACGAUGGCUUUACACGCUGCUUUACCUUGCCAUCUUCGCAGCCAUUUGACCUUUCCAUUCCUCAACAACCCAUCCAGACCGAAGUUCCGAUUGAAGAACCCGUCUUACAUGCAGAGCGCACGAUUGUUGGCCACGGCCAGGAGCGUGGCGGCAUGCGUAUAAUGUUCAGUAACCCGUCCAACACGACGGCCGUCGAUUUUAUCUACUUCGAGUCUCUUCCGUGGUAUCUCCGACCGUAUAUCCAUACAUUACAGGCCACUAUCACAGGUCGUGAUGAUGUGCGGCGAGAAGUCCCUGCCUCAAACCUUAUCAGCGAAACCUUCUACCGUCCAGCUAUUGAUCGUGAACGCGGAACUCAGCUCGAGUUAGCCCUGUCCGUCCCAGCAGCCUCGACAGUCACUCUGACGUACGACUUUGAAAAGGCUAUCUUGCGAUAUACUGAAUAUCCGCCGGAUGCUAACCGUGGAUUCAAUGUUGCGCCUGCCGUCAUCCGCGUCUUGACUGCGGGGGAUGCCGCUCCGGUCUAUAUUCGAACUACAAGUCUGCUUCUUCCGUUGCCGACCCCUGAUUUCAGCAUGCCCUACAACGUGAUCAUUCUCACGAGUACAGUGAUUGCACUUGCGUUCGGUACUAUUUUCAAUAUUUUGGUUCGUCGAGUAGUCUCUGCUGAUGAGGCUGCUGCACUCGGAGCCCAAUCUCUCAAAGGCAAGCUACAGGGCAAAUUGAUAGCUAUCCGUGACAAGCUUCGUCCGAAGGAGACCAAAGUCGAGUAG